Molecule: messenger RNA, 1842 nt
Organism: Neospora caninum
Lineage: Eukaryota; Apicomplexa; Conoidasida; Eucoccidiorida; Sarcocystidae
Exons: 6
Coding region: 1-1842 (613 amino acids)
Cellular component (GO): cytosol; cytoplasm
Molecular function (GO): phosphatase activity
Source: RefSeq, a predicted model, not a curated record
AUGGAGAGCCUGCCGGCGGCUGCUGUGUCUGCUGCCGCCCAGGCGGCAGAGGCGGCAGGCGUCGCGUUGACGACUGGGUCUUCUUCUUCCUCGCUUCUGGUCCUUCUCGUUCCGUUUUUGUGCCCGCCUUCUUUCCUGUUUCUUCUGCUCCUCACCUUUUUCGUCUGUUUCGUCGCUUCUGUCCUUCUUCGGUACUUCAAAAUUCUGCACUCGAAACGCCAACAAGACCUCUUGCGCCUUGCCACGACGUCCUCCAGUGCAGUCGUCGCAGGUGUUCAGACAACUGGAUUCUCGUUCUCUCUUUCCUCCCUUUCAGCAGCUGUCGGCUUCCCGCCUGGGGCGCCGUACGGAAAGAAACAGUGGCUGUCCUUCGACAGCCUCGCGCUCCUCGCUCUCCUCACCAAAGAUGCCGCCGGGAACGUCUUCAGAAAGGUCUGGCUUACUGCGUACGCAGUCCUUUUUCUCUGUCUCUCCGGGGAGGAGCGCGGCCUCGACGCAGCCCUGAAGAGGCAGCGCGUGGCCCUCGAAGACGCGGACUCGGUCGAGCGCCGGACUGUCAUCUUUAUUCGCCACGGAGAGUCCGUAUGGAACACGACCUUCAAUCGGCCGAUGCUUUCGCUCUCCUUUCCGCUUCGCUUCUGCCUCUUUUGGCUAUGGGAACUCUUCCUUGCCCCCGAGAAAGACUCCGUCCUCUUCGACUCGCCGCUGAGCACUGCCGGGAUCUCCCAAGCUGCGGAGCUGCGCGCGGCGCUGCGAGGCGUUGUGGCCUCGCCAGGCCGCGAGUGGCCAUCCGCGCUCGCAGCCGGGACGGCGUCGCUGGUCAGCGCGCACUCAGGUGUAGGUACACCCGGGCUGGCGCCCGGGCCGCCACGGUCCGUGGAGAUGCAAGUUCUGGGCGACGGCGGCGGCGAGAGCCGCGCAGGCGGGAUGAGUGACGCGCGCGUUGAGCGGCGAAAUCUUGCGCAGAGCCCUGCAGUGGCGGAGCGAAACGGCGACGGCCAGCGCAACAGAACUGACGCCGUGCAGACGGCAAGCGAGGGUCCAGCAGCCUCGCAUCCCGGUCGCGGUGGAGGUACACCGCAGGCUCAAACUGCCAGGGGGGACGAGCGGGAAGACGGAAUCAGAAGUCGACUUCGUUCGAUAGAGGAGGAGGCCGCGCGCAGCGAAGAGGGAAAGAACGGCGCAAGCGAGGGAGGUCAAUUCGGGGAAAGCGCAGAGAUUCGCACGGGCACGGUUGAGAAGCGAGGGCAUCCAACCACCAAGGCUGUCGAAGACGCCCUGGUCCUUGUGAGCUCAAAUCUCAGACGGGCGAUUUCCACACUUCUCAUUGCCCUUGGGCCCUCCGUCCAACUCCACUCUCAGACUGUCCAGAUUCUCUCUUCUCUCCAGGAGUCCACACGUUUCCCGGACGCCUUGUCGCUUUCUUCGUUUCCGUUUUGUCGGAAGGUUUCUCCUCCUCUGUCGCAUUUGGAGGAAGCAAUCGUCGGAGCGUCACUGGGCCAGCUGUACGCGAGUCACCUGGACCAAAAAUUCAACCAAGGGAACAAGCGCCUGUACACCACGGUGGUCGGCCGGCUCUUUGCCUUCUCGUCCUGGCUGUUUGCCGAAGGAUCGACCGAACGCCAAGCGGUUGUCGUCGUCGGUCACUCCCGCUGGCUUCGCUACUUUUUCCGCAUGUUCUUUCCGGCGGACCAGUUUCACCCGGCGAAGGACCAGAAGCUGUCCAACUGCGGAGUCCUCAAGUUCGACUACGUUCAGCUGCGCCAAAAGGGUUCCGGGCGCGUCGACUACCUCAUAGAUCCGCGAUCUUGUCAGCUCUUGCGGGGAUCCUUCUUCCAGUAA